This is a messenger RNA of Penaeus vannamei (Pacific white shrimp), 1247 nucleotides long. The record is from RefSeq and is a predicted model, not a curated record. NCBI's taxonomy places the organism in Eukaryota, Metazoa, Arthropoda, Malacostraca, Decapoda, Penaeidae.
UCCUCAUCGCCAUGUUGAUCAGCGUGAUCUGCAAGUCACGUGACCUCGACGAGGAGGAUUCCGAGGAGGACGAAGAAGACCCGGAGAUUUGCUCGGAUGAGGAGUGGCUGCACAGAGCUCCAACUCGCAACAAGAAACUGAAACAAAAGAAGAUCGAUCGCGAGACGCUGGACCAGCUGAAAAAAGCGCGGGAAAAGGAGAUCGAGAUGUGGGAUAUCAUCAAAGAAAUCUUUUCCUACUCUAUCUUCCUGUGGAUCUUCCUCACCCUAUCCUACGGCAACAGAGAUCCGAACGCGUUCUACAUGCAGAAGACCCUGAGAGAAGCGUUCAUUCACGAGGGCGCUGUGGACGGCACAGACUUCUCAAAGGUCUCCAACACCAACAUGUUCUGGUACUACCUGAACAACGGGCUUAUGACAGACCUCCGAGCCGACACUCUCUACAACGGCAAACCUCCGUACAGUCUGCGAGGUUUCCUGAAUGACUGGUGCAACAGGAUCAUGGGCUACGCUAUUAUCAGGCAGAUCCGGGCGAGGAAGAAUAGCUGCAGAGUACCGUCGGCCAUGAAGAGUCUCACCACCAACUGCAGCGGCUUCGGGGGUCUCGUGAAUGAGGACAACGAGCACUACUGCGCGGGCUGGGAGCUGCCGACGGAGAGGACCAAGAACUCCAAGGCAUGUCGCAAGGGGGAGUUCAGGUACAGCUCGGCGUGGGACCUGCAGAGCCUCCCAGUGUGGGGCAACCGGGACUGGUACAGCGGCGGGGGUUACGUCAUACACCUGAGAGGACCCACCGACGAGGUCCUACAGAAUUUUAAGUUCCUCGAAUCCAACAAAUGGAUCGACGCGAGCACGAGGGCGGUUCUCAUUGAGUUCUCGUCGUAUAAUUCUCAGGUGAACCUCUUUGGGACCUCGAUCAUCAUGGCGGAAUUCACACCUGGAGGAGGGAUCUCGCCGCAUUUCAGAUUCGAAGGCAUCCGCUUACUCCAGCACCACGACAACUUCGGCUUCUUCAUCUACGCCUGCGAGGCCGCCUUCGUGCUCUUCGUCCUGUACUUCACGGGGAGGGAGGCGCGUCUGAUGUACCGCAUGAGGAUGGAAUACUUCAAGAACUACUGGUCGUAUGCCGAGAUCGCCAUCAUCUUCGCUUGCUAUUCGGCCAUGGCGGUGUAUGGGCUGAGUUCAUUCAAAGCUGUGAGGAUACUCAAGCGGAUAGAGGAUCAAGUUCGAUUGGAUAAUUUAGAGUAG